Messenger RNA from Staurois parvus, 196 nucleotides. NCBI's taxonomy places the organism in Eukaryota, Metazoa, Chordata, Amphibia, Anura, Ranidae. The record is from the annotation of a GenBank genome assembly.
CAUUUGGGGGAUAUCUGUACUAUUCUGACAUUUGGGGGAUAUCUGUACCGUCCUGACAUUUGGGGGAUCUGUACCGUCCUGACAUUUGGGGAUAUCUGUACCGUUCUGACAUUUGGGGGAUAUCUGUACUGUUCUGACAUUUGGGGGAUAUCUGUACUGUCCUGACAUUUGGGGGAUAUCUGUACUGUUCUGACAU